Ceratotherium simum simum (southern white rhinoceros) is the source of this 3572-nucleotide messenger RNA. It is a transcript of the gene CAPN3, whose product is annotated as calpain 3. The record is from RefSeq and is a predicted model, not a curated record. Gene Ontology annotation, molecular function: calcium-dependent cysteine-type endopeptidase activity; calcium ion binding. Gene Ontology annotation, biological process: proteolysis; negative regulation of apoptotic process. NCBI's taxonomy places the organism in Eukaryota, Metazoa, Chordata, Mammalia, Perissodactyla, Rhinocerotidae. Gene Ontology annotation, cellular component: cytoplasm.
GUUCAGCUUACUCAAAUGUUCCCCUUUCAUUUCCUGACAAUACUAGCACUUCAUGGCAACCCAGAAAUGUCCCUAGCCAGGUCCUUCUCUCUCCACCAUGCAGUCUAGCUGCACGCUAGCCUCUCCCUUGCUCUCAUACUCAUGAUCUUCCUUCAUGUCUAUUUUUAGUUUUCCUGGCUCAAGCUUCUUCAGGCCACUGAAACACAAUCCUCACUCUCUUUCUCUCCCUCUGAUAGGAGGCCCCCAGGUAAAAAUUGCUGGAGAAAUCUUUCAGAACUCCUUCCUCAGGAAAACCUACAGCUUUGGCAUCACGGCUCAGUUUUUAAGAUGGACAUAAGCUGGACGACCUUCUGAUGGGCUUUAAACUUUGAAUUGGAUGUGGACAUUUUUCUCUCAGAUGACAGAACCACUCCAACUUCCCCUUUGCAGUUGCUUCCUUUCAUUGAAGGUAGCUGUCUCUUGUUUUCUUUAAAAACAUUUUCCUUCCAAAUUUGUCUACCAUGCCAACUGUCAUUAGCGCAUCUGUGGCCUCGCGGACAGGGGCUGAGCCCAUGUCCCCAGGGCCGGUUGCCCAACCAGCCCAGGGCAAGACCACCGAGUCAGGGGGCGGAAAUCCAAGUGGCAUCUAUUCAGCCAUCAUCAGCCGCAAUUUUCCUAUCAUCGGAGUGAAAGAGAAGACAUUUGAGAAGCUUCGCAAGAAAUGUCUAGAAAAGAACGUUCUUUAUGUGGAUCCUGAGUUCCCGCCGGAUGAGACUUCUCUCUUUUAUAGCCAGAAGUUCCCCAUCCAGUUCGUCUGGAAGAGACCCCCGGAAAUUUGCAAGAAUCCCCGAUUUAUUAUUGGUGGAGCCAACAGAACCGACAUCUGUCAAGGAGAUCUAGGGGACUGCUGGUUUCUCGCGGCCAUUGCUUGCCUGACCCUGAACGAGCGCCUGCUUUUCCGAGUCAUACCCCACGAUCAGAGUUUCACGGAAAACUACGCUGGGAUCUUCCACUUCCAGUUCUGGCGCUAUGGAGACUGGGUGGACGUGGUUAUUGAUGACUGCCUGCCAACUUACAACAAUCAACUGGUUUUCACCAAAUCCAACCACCGCAAUGAGUUCUGGAGUGCUCUGCUGGAGAAGGCUUAUGCUAAGCUCCACGGUUCCUAUGAAGCCCUGAAAGGUGGGAACACUACAGAGGCCAUGGAGGACUUCACAGGAGGGGUGACAGAGUUCUUUGAGAUCAAGGAAGCUCCCAGUGACAUGUACAAGAUCAUGAAGAAAGCCAUCGAGAGAGGCUCCCUCAUGGGCUGCUCCAUUGAUGAUGGCACAAACAUGACCUAUGGAACCUCUCCUUCUGGGCUGAAAAUGGGGGAUUUGAUUGAACGGAUGGUGAGGAAUAUGGAUAACUCACGGCUCAGGGACUCAGACCUCAUCCCCAGAGACUCAGAUGACAGACCAAGCCGGACAAUUGUUCCGGUUCAGUAUGAGACAAGAAUGCCCUGUGGGCUAGUCAGAGGCCAUGCCUACUCGGUCACUGGGCUGGAGGAGGCCUGGUUCAAGAAUGAGAAAGUGAAGCUGGUGCGGCUGCGGAACCCCUGGGGCCAGGUGGAGUGGAAUGGCUCCUGGAGUGAUAGUUGGAAGGACUGGAGCUUUGUGGACAAAGAAGAGAAGGCCCGUCUGCAGCACCAGGUCACUGAGGACGGAGAGUUCUGGAUGUCAUAUGACGAUUUCAUCUACCAUUUCACAAAGCUAGAGAUCUGCAACCUCACAGCCGACGCCCUGGAGUCUGACAAGCUUCAGACCUGGACCGUGUCCGUGAACGAGGGCCGCUGGGUGAGGGGCUGCUCUGCCGGAGGCUGCCGCAACUUCCCAGACACUUUCUGGACCAACCCGCAGUACCGUCUGAAGCUCCUGGAGGAGGACGAUGACCCCGACGACUCGGAGGUGAUCUGUAGCUUCCUGGUGGCCCUGAUGCAGAAGAACCGGCGGAAGAACCGGAAACUGGGGGCCAACCUCUUCACCAUCGGCUUCGCCAUCUACGAGGUUCCCAAAGAGAUGCACGGGAACAGGCAGCACCUGCAGAAGGACUUCUUCCUGUACAAUGCCUCCAAGGCCAGGAGCAAGACCUACAUCAACAUGCGGGAGGUGUCCCAGCGCUUCCGCCUGCCUCCCAGCGAGUACGUCAUCGUCCCCUCCACCUAUGAGCCCCACCAGGAGGGAGAAUUCAUCCUCCGGGUCUUCUCGGAAAAGAGGAACCUCUCUGAGGAAGUUGAAAACACAAUCUCCGUGGAUCGGCCAGUGAAAAAGAAAAAAAACAAGCCCAUCAUCUUCGUUUCGGACAGAGCAAACAGCAACAAGGAACUGGGUGUGGACCAGGAAUCAGAGGAGGGCAACUCAAGCCCUGAUAAGCAAGAGAAAUCCCCACAGCCACAGCCUGGCAACACUGAUCAGGAAAGUGAGGAACAGCAGCAAUUUCAGAACAUUUUCAGGCAGAUAGCGGGUGACGACAUGGAGAUCAGUGCAGAUGAGCUCAAGAAUAUCCUUAACACAGUUGUGAACAGACAUAAGGACCUGAAGACACAAGGGUUCACGCUGGAGUCCUGCCGUAGCAUGAUUGCUCUCAUGGAUACAGAUGGCUCUGGGAGGCUGAACCUGCAAGAGUUCCAUCACCUCUGGAAGAAGAUUAAGGACUGGCAGAAAAUUUUCAAACACUACGACACAGACCAAUCUGGUACCAUCAACAGCUAUGAGAUGCGGAAUGCAGUCAAUGACGCAGGAUUCCACCUCAACAGACAGCUGUACGACAUCAUUACCAUGCGGUAUGCAGACAAACACAUGAACAUUGACUUCGACAGUUUCAUCUGCUGCUUUGUCAGGCUGGAGGGCAUGUUCAGAGCUUUUAAAGCAUUUGACAAGGAUGGAGACGGUAUCAUCAAACUCAAUGUUCUAGAGUGGCUGCAGCUCACCAUGUAUGCCUGAACCAAGCUGGCCUCAUCCAAGGCCAUGCACAUCAUUCAGGAUUUCAAUUUCACCCAACACAGCUAGAGCCACUUACCUCCAAGAAUGCCGUAACCGCACCCCUAGCAGGCCUCCGGGCGCCUGGCAGUCUUGUUCCUCCUCCACUUCACUCCCCACUUGGCCUCAGGGCAUCAGUCCAUCUGUAAUGCCCAGACUGACCCUCUAGCUAAGGAACGAGGAAGGGGGAACAACUCUGUCCCUUUGCCACAUGGAGGCAAGUGUCUCUGUCUGCCUCAGCUAGUUGUAGCCCAGCUGAGAGCUUUGCUUGGAAUCUGAGCGACCUUGGCUCUGAAGCAAAUGCUCUCCUUAGCUUGCCCGAGGCUGUUCGCAGAAGCAUUUGGCAAUGGCACUCAGCACUUCCUCACGCUACAGCCCUCUAUCACCUUAUGUUCUCCCACUCAUGGGACAGUAACUAAACUAGCACCUGAUUCUGCCUGAUUGUUUCAGAAUGGGCCUGCUCCAGGGUAAACUAGCUCAGUGGAAGAAGGCUGGAUACUUUGAGUUGUCUGACUCAUAAGUUUGGCUGCAUUCUGAAAAAAGCUGAUCUAAAUAAAGGCACAUGUAAGGCUGAUU